AGGGUACAGGAGCAACGGGGUUCAGAUGCAGAGAGCACAAAUUGCCCAGGAGCAAAGGAUGCAAGAGCAAAGAGCUCAAGAGCAGAGGGCUCAGAUGCAUAGAGCACAGGAGCAGAUGGCCCAGGAGCAGAGGGAACAGGAACAAAGAGCUCAGAUGCAAAGGGAACAGGAGCAAAGAGCUCAGAUGCAGAGGGAACAGGAGCAAAGAGCUCAGAUGCAGAGGGCACAGGAGUUGAUGGCCCAGGAGCAGAGGGAACAGGAGCAAAGAGCUCAGAUGCAAAGGGAACAGGAGCAGAGAGCUCAGAUGCAGAGAGCACAGGAGCAGAUGGCCCAGGAACAGAGGGAACAGGAGCAAAGAGCUCAGAUGCAGAGACAAGAGCAGCAGAGGGAACAGGAGCAGAGGGCCAUUGAAGAGCUUCGUGCCCAGGAAAGGAGAGUCAGAGAAGAGGCAGAAAAGAAAGAAAAAGAAAGGAAAAUUGCUCUUUUGAGGAAAAUAGAAGAACAAGAAAGAAUUCGAGCUGAACAUGAGAGGAAAGAUAGGGAGGAAAGGGAAAGGAGAUUAGCCAUGGAUAAAAUGAGAGAGCAAGCAGAACAAAGAGUUGCUCAAGAACUGAGGGAAAUAGAACUUAAGGAACAAAGGGACAGAGAAGCUAGGGAACAGAGGGAAAGAGAAGCGAGGGAACAGAGGGAAAGAGAAGCGAGGGAACAGAGAGAAAGAGAGGCUAGAGAACGAAGGGAAAGACAAGCUCAGGAAUUGAGGCAAAGAGAAGCAAGGGAAUUGAGGGAAAGACAAGCAAGGGAACGGGAACAGAGGGAACGACAAGCUCGGGAACUGAGGGAAAGAGAGGCCAGGGAAAGACAAGCUCGGAAUUAAGGGAAAAAGAAGCAAGGGAAAGACAAGCUCGGGAAUUGAGGGAAAAAGAAGCCAGGGAAAAACAAGCUCGGGUAUUGAGGGAAAAAGAAGCCAGGGAACAGAGGGAAAGGGAAGAUAGG
Molecule: messenger RNA, 993 nt
Organism: Lytechinus variegatus (green sea urchin)
Lineage: Eukaryota; Metazoa; Echinodermata; Echinoidea; Temnopleuroida; Toxopneustidae
Product: trichohyalin-like
Exons: 1
Coding region: 26-874 (282 amino acids)
Source: RefSeq, a predicted model, not a curated record